Schizosaccharomyces osmophilus is the source of this 891-nucleotide messenger RNA. It is a transcript of the gene snz1, whose product is annotated as pyridoxal 5'-phosphate synthase. Gene Ontology annotation, biological process: pyridoxine biosynthetic process; pyridoxal 5'-phosphate biosynthetic process; amino acid metabolic process. The record is from RefSeq and is a predicted model, not a curated record. The transcript has a single exon. Gene Ontology annotation, molecular function: amine-lyase activity. Bases 1 to 891 code for a protein of 296 amino acids. NCBI's taxonomy places the organism in Eukaryota, Fungi, Ascomycota, Schizosaccharomycetes, Schizosaccharomycetales, Schizosaccharomycetaceae.
AUGAUUUCUGAAACUAAGGGAUCCUUUCAAGUCAAGGCUGGACUUGCUCAAAUGUUGAAGGGCGGUGUCAUUAUGGAUGUUGUAAACUCUGAACAAGCUCGCAUUGCUGAAGCUGCUGGUGCUUGUGCCGUCAUGGCUUUGGAGCGUGUUCCCGCUGACAUUCGUGUUCAAGGUGGCGUUGCCCGUAUGUCUGAUCCUACUAUGAUUAAGGAAAUUCAGGCAGCUGUUUCUAUUCCCGUCAUGGCUAAGGUUCGCAUUGGCCAUUUCGUUGAGGCCCAAAUCCUCGAAAGCAUUGGCGUCGAUUAUAUUGACGAAUCUGAAGUCUUGACUCCCGCUGAUGAUGCUCAUCAUGUUGAAAAAGCCAAUUUCACUGUCCCUUUCGUAUGUGGUAGCCGUAAUUUGGGAGAGGCUCUUCGCCGUGUUUCUGAAGGUGCUGCUAUGAUCCGUACCAAGGGUGAAGCAGGUACCGGUGAUGUUGUUGAAGCCGUCCGUCAUACCCGUCAAAUGCAAGGUGAACUCCGCCGCGUCAAAAACAUGGCUCCUGAAGAGCUAUAUACCUUCGCCAAGGAAAUUGGUGCCCCUAUUGAUCUUGUUCGUGAAUGCGCUCGUUUGGGUCGUUUGCCCGUUGUCAAUUUCGCUGCCGGCGGUGUUGCCACUCCUGCUGAUGCUGCCAUGAUGAUGCAGCUUGGUUGUGAUGGUGUCUUUGUUGGCUCUGGUAUCUUCUUGUCAGGUGACCCAGCUAAGCGUGCUCGUGCCAUUGUUCGCGCUGUUACCCAUUAUCAGGAUCCCAAGAUCUUGGCUGAGGUUAGCGAAAACCUUGGUUCUGCCAUGGUAGGUAGGAGUGUUCAGUCUUUGGAAGAGAAGGAUAAGCUUGCUACUCGCGGUUGGUAA